GAGAGAGAGAGAGAGAGAAAGACCUCCCCCAUUCCCUUCAGAUAGAGAGAGAGAGAGAGAGAGAGAGAGAGAGAGAAAGAAAGAUUGAGAAAGUAUGUCUGGUUGGGAUGAAGGAGCCGUAUACUACAGCGACCAGGCGCAGUUCCCUGAAUCAGGUUCCGAUGCGGCGGCCACCGCACCCAGCCGCCACACCAUCCUCCAGAAAUUCAAGGAAUUCAUCCGAAACUUCGAGAGCAAGAAAAAUGUAUUCCCCUAUCGUGAAAGUCUCGUCCACAACUCUAAGUCUCUCCUUGUCCACCUUGAAGAUCUCCUCGCCUUCGACGCCGAGCUCCCCUCCCUCCUCCGCUCCUCCCCCGCCGACUACCUCCCCUUGUUUGAGACGGCAGCAGUGGAGGUUCUGCAGAGUUUGAGGUUGAAGGAGCAGGCAGAGAGUGGGGAAAUGAAGGAGCCAGAUAUUCGGGAAGUGCAGAUCUUAUUGAGUUCCAAGGAGGAUCCUGUUUCCAUGCGAUUCCUUGGGGCACAAUAUAUCUCAAAGCUGGUUAAGAUAGCUGGGAUCACCAUAGCUGCUUCAAGAGUCAAGGCAAAGGCAACUUAUGUGAGUCUAGUAUGUAAAAAUUGCCAAAGUACUAAGGAAGUACCUUGCCGUCCAGGCCUUGGAGGGGCAAUAGUACCUCGUUCAUGUGACCAUGUUCCUCAGCUUGGUGAAGAACCAUGCCCCAUUGAUCCGUGGAUGGUGGUUCCUGACAAAAGCAAGUAUGUUGAUCAGCAAACCCUGAAACUCCAGGAGAAUCCUGAGGAUGUCCCUACUGGAGAGCUCCCCAGAAACAUGCUUCUAUCAGUGGAUCGCCAUCUUGUUCAAAGGAUUGUACCUGGCACAAGAUUGACCAUCAUAGGGAUUUAUAGCAUCUUUCAAGGAGCCAAUUCAUCAACCUCCCAUAGAGGAGCAGUUGCAGUUAGACAGCCUUAUAUAAGAGUUGUGGGAAUAGAAGAAGUAAAUGAGUCAAAUUCGCAGGGGCAUACAGCUUUCACACAAGAAGAGAUAGAAGAAUUCAAAAGAUUUGCUUCACGAGCAGACGCAUAUGAAGCCAUAUGCUCCAAGAUUGCUCCAUCUAUAUUUGGAGAAGAAAAUGUGAAGAAGGCAGUGGCUUGUCUUUUGUUUGGGGGAUCAAGGAAGAAUUUACCUGAUGGAGUGAAGCUAAGGGGCGAUGUCAAUGUCUUGCUUUUGGGCGAUCCAUCCACUGCUAAAUCACAGUUUCUCAAGUUUGUUGAGAAGACAGCUCCAAUAGCUGUUUACACCUCUGGAAAAGGUUCAUCAGCUGCUGGUCUUACGGCUUCUGUUAUACGAGAUAGCAGUUCGCGUGAAUUCUAUCUUGAAGGCGGGGCUAUGGUUUUGGCAGAUGGAGGUGUUGUCUGUAUAGAUGAGUUUGACAAAAUGAGGCCAGAAGAUAGGGUUGCUAUUCAUGAAGCUAUGGAACAGCAAACAAUAUCCAUUGCAAAAGCAGGAAUAACAACCGUUCUCAACUCUAGGACAUCUGUGCUUGCAGCUGCCAACCCGCCAUCAGGACGUUAUGAUGAUCUUAAGACUGCUCAGGAAAAUAUUGAUUUACAGACAACAAUUCUUUCUCGAUUUGACUUAAUCUUUAUUGUGAAGGAUAAAAGAGAUUACAGCCGUGAUAAGAUCAUAGCUAGCCAUAUAAUAAAGGUUCAUGCAUCUGCUGAUACAACUUCAGCUGAUAGUAGAGUUUCUAAGGAAGAGAAUUGGCUAAAGAGAUAUAUACAAUAUUGUCGAACUGAAUGUCAUCCCCGUCUCACAGAAUCUGCAUCCAAUAGACUGCAAAAUGAGUAUGUCAGAUUCAGACAGGACAUGAGGAAGCAGGCAAAUGAAACUGGAGAAGCUGCUGCAGUACCCAUUACUGUAAGGCAGCUUGAAGCUAUCAUAAGGUUGAGUGAGGCUAUUGCUAAAAUGAAACUGUCCCAUGUUGCUACUGAGGCAGAUGUGGUUGAAGCAGUAAAUCUUUUUAAGGUUUCAACUAUUGAAGCAGCACAGUCUGGCAUAAAUCAACAAGUGACUCUUACUCCUGAGAUAAAGCAAGCAGAAACUCAGAUAAAGAGAAGAAUUGGAAUUGGCAUGCGCAUAUCAGAAAGAAAGCUGAUUGAUGAACUUGCUAGAAUGGGAAUGAAUGAAUCAAUUGUGAGAAGAGCUCUUAUAAUUAUGCAUCAAAGGGAUGAGAUUGAAUACAAGCAUGAGCGGCGUGUCAUUGUACGAAAAUUGUAAUCUGUUGCAAAAUCAUCCUUUUUCCUGAAGAAAUGUAUCAGGAGCUGUCCAGUGAUGAGCAGUUGAUUGAGCCUAUGGCAAAAACAUGCUUUUUGUUGUGAUCCUGUGGGGACAGGAUUAGAAAAUAUGCAGCCAAAUGGGCAUCAGAAAGAGUAAGUUGUCUUACCAUUAAUAUUUACUUAUGCUUCCAAUUGCAAAACUUGGAAGUUUCCUUCAUUGUAUUGAAAUUAGAGGUUCUUGUGCUCUUUGUAGCAGUUGUUUCUGGAAUUUUUAAAGUAGGAAAUGCAUGUUCUUACUCUUUUAGAUAGUAAACUUCUCUUCAGCUAAAAUUUAUCCUUUUUUGGAUCAAUGAAAUAUGUUCUCCA
Messenger RNA from Hevea brasiliensis (rubber tree), 2640 nucleotides. Its product is annotated as DNA replication licensing factor MCM5. Gene Ontology annotation, molecular function: DNA replication origin binding; ATP binding; single-stranded DNA helicase activity. The transcript has 18 exons. Gene Ontology annotation, biological process: DNA replication initiation; DNA replication; double-strand break repair via break-induced replication. The coding region runs from base 95 to 2275 and encodes 726 amino acids. The record is from RefSeq and is a predicted model, not a curated record. NCBI's taxonomy places the organism in Eukaryota, Viridiplantae, Streptophyta, Magnoliopsida, Malpighiales, Euphorbiaceae. Gene Ontology annotation, cellular component: nucleus; MCM complex.